AUAAUCAGUUGAUCUCAGAUUAAUGGCACCUCAUCAUCCUUCACUCAUCAACCACCCCUGUCACUCUAAGCAUCCUCUCUCGCUCCUCUCUUCUCCACCCUAUCCUCUAGGCAUUUUCAACUGUGAUGCUUGUAAUCGUCAAGACAUGGGAUUCUGUUACCAUUGCAAAGAGUGCAAAGUCGAUCUUCACGUUCACUGCGCUGCUUUGCCUCUUUCUGUAAACCACAAUUCUCAUUCCCAACACCCUCUUAAGCUGACCUUCCUUAUCCCAUAUCCAACCAACGACUUCUCUUGUGAUAUUUGCAAGAACUUAGGAUCAAAAUGUUGGGAAUAUCGCUGCGAUUCUUGCGGGUUCGAUGCUCAUUUGAAUUGUGCAACGACAGUCAGUCCUACAACCAUUCAGCGGGGGUUACCUGUUCAGCAACCACAGCCUAUGAUUCAACAUCAAUUUUCAUUACCAGCUGCAGGUCAUAAGCAGCAAACACCUCCGACACUUCAAAACAAUAACUCAUUUCCUCGUAUGACACAGCCAUAUGCCAAACCUGCACCAACAGGGUACAACUUAGCGACUAGUCAGCAGUACCCAAAUUACUAUGCAAUGAAUAAUAAUCAACCAACUUUUGGUGCACCAGCUAUGGGUGUACCAACUCCGGGUAUACAGCAGACUUAUUAUAUGCAAAAUCAACCUGGUAUUUAUAUGCAAAAUCAACCUGGUAAUAAUCCUUCAAUGGGUGCAUCGAUGACUCAAGGCUUUUACCAAGGUGUAGGACAACAGGCAGGGCAAGUACUCAUGCAGAAUAUGUUGGGAUCAUUUUCAGCAUUCGGUGGUGGGAAUGUUGAUCCAUCAACACUAGGUGGUGGGAAUUUUGAUCCAUCAUCAUUAGGUGGUGGGAAUUUUGAUCCGUCGUCAUUAGGUGGUGGGAACGUUGAUCCAUCAGGUGGUGCGAAUUUCGAAUGGGACCAUAACGCGUUAAUCUAACGGUGAAUUUGCCCGGGCACUCCAUUACCUACCUACAGUGACGGUCUUUUCUAUAAGCAUACGUAUAACCACAAUGCAUCUAGGGGAAUUGGGCUAAAGCAGGGCCAAAAUAUUGUGUGUGCCUAUAUCUACUCUGUGAAUGGAAUUUUAACUUUAAAUAAAGAAUCUCCGGUUUUAUGAUUGAUCUAAGAAACAUAUUUGCAUAAGAAUUUGUUUUGUACUUUGGAAUUUACUGUUACUUCUCAAACAAUAUGAUAUUUACUUCUCUCUGCAUUACAAUUUGUUGUAUACUGUUAUUUGGGAUCAAGACUUUAGAAGUACCGUUGGAUGAAGUUAGAUUGUUGUUUAGUUUUUA
Messenger RNA from Papaver somniferum (opium poppy), 1334 nucleotides. RefSeq lists its product as uncharacterized. The record is from RefSeq and is a predicted model, not a curated record. Lineage: Eukaryota; Viridiplantae; Streptophyta; Magnoliopsida; Ranunculales; Papaveraceae. The transcript is spliced from 2 exons. The coding region runs from base 23 to 979 and encodes 318 amino acids.